This is a messenger RNA of Lutra lutra (Eurasian river otter), 4181 nucleotides long. RefSeq names its product lysine rich nucleolar protein 1 (gene KNOP1). The transcript has 5 exons. NCBI's taxonomy places the organism in Eukaryota, Metazoa, Chordata, Mammalia, Carnivora, Mustelidae. The record is from RefSeq and is a predicted model, not a curated record. Bases 123 to 1751 code for a protein of 542 amino acids.
UCCCGCCCCUCUCUGCCGGCCCGGGCUGCCUACCCUCGCAGAUCUGCUCCCACAGGUUCUUGCCCGGAGGCUCCACGCCUUGUCCUGGCGAGAGGGGUAGCUCGGGGGACACGGUGGACACGAUGGGCACUGACGUCUGGGCAGUGUCCGACGACUCUGCUGAGCCGGCCGGCUCCUCGCGCUGGGUUGUGCGACCACUCGCCGGACCCGGUGCCGCCAUGGCCGCGGUUUCCAAGGCAACCGCCCUCCCGGCUUGGCUACGACCCGGAAGGAGCCGGAACUCAAGGAGGCGGGCCAGCGACUCGAGAUUAAUUUCCGGGUCGCGGCCGAGCUGGCUUUCACGUGGAGGCGGGGAAGAUUGGCGUACCGGAAUGAUCACGAAAACCCACAAAGGAGACCCGGGCCUUGGGGUCCCAGAGAAAAAGAAGAAGAAAAAGAAGGUAGUCAAAGAACCAGAGACUCAGUACUCAGUUUUAAACAGUGAUAAUUACUUCACUGAGAUUUGUCCCACAAGAGCAACAUUCCCCUCAAAGAGUGUGGAGCUAGGGCAGGCAUCUGAGAUGCCUCUGGUGAAGAAAAAGAAGAAAAAGAAGGGCCAUAGUACCCUCUGUCAGGAGCACCUUGAACCCGAGACCGUGUUACGUGCUGGACGGACAGAGAAGUUGGCCACCCCCAGGAAGCAGGCUCUUGGUUCAUCUGAGUUCCAAGGUGGGGAGAAGAAAAAAAAGAGGAAGUCCUUAAAACCUCUGGCCAUGCCUUCUAGCUCAAGAGGGAGGACCUCCCCAGACACUAGACAGGUUGAGGAGGUGACCAGAGUUGGCAAGAAGCCCAAAAAACACAAGAAGGAGAAGAAGGCCCGGGAGGCUGCAGCUGCCUCGGCCAAGGACCCUUGUUUCCGUGAGUUUGGGGAUACUCUGUUCACUUGCUCAGUGGGGAAGGAUGGUGCGGAGCUGACAGGCUCAGGGCAGAAACGGAAACAGGGCAUCCCCAGGGAAUGCAACGUGAAGAUGAAGAAGAAAAAGAAAAUCCAUCUUAAGGGAGAUACCUCCGUAGAAGAGCACCUUGAGUGCUCCAAGUCUGUGGAGAGCAGCCCUAGGAAAGGAACUAAGAAGCCAGUCAAACUUGAGGCUCCAGAAUACAUCCCAAUAGGACAUAACCCCAAGUCCCCCGCAAAGAAGAAAAUGAAGUCCAAGAAAAAGGUAGAGCAGCCAGGCAUUGAGGAGCCAGCUCUGAAGAGGAGUAAAAAGAAGAAGGUGAAAGAGAGCAAAGUAGCGGAAGAACCUUGGGAAGAGGAGCCUGACCCAGACUUAGAGGUGGUGUUGGAAAAGAAAGGCAACAUGGAUGAGGCGCACAUAGACCAGGUGAGGCGAAAGGCCUUGCAAGAAGAGAUCGAUCGUGAGUCCGGCAAAACAGAAGCUUCUGAACCGAGGAAGUGGACAGGAACUCAGUUUGGCCAGUGGGAUACUGCUAGUUUUGAAAAUGAGGAACAGAAACUAAAAUUUCUCAAGCUCAUGGGUGGCUUUAAAAACGGGACCCCUUCGCUCAGCCGCCCCUCUAACACAGUCGGAAGGCCCAACAUGGCUCUCAGCAAGAAGGCAGCUGACGCCCUGCAGCGGAACCUGCAGCAGGACUACGACCGGGCCAUGAGCUGGAAGCACAAGCGGGGCACUGGCCUGGGCUUCUCCACCACCCCAGACAAAAUCUUUUAUAUUGACAGGAAUGCUUCCAAGUCAAUCAAGUUUGAAGAUUAAACUCUACUGUCUUAUCCUUCAAAACAGCCAAAAUUGCUUUUACUGUUCAGUUAUGCAGUUGAAAGCCAUCUGACACUCAGAUCAAAUCUCUGCAGAGAUUAAGUUGAAAACUCUGCCCAUGUGCUUGGACAAACUGGGGUCAGGGAGCUCAUGUUUCAGAAGCCGAGAGAACAUGUGAGUGAUUAACGCCUACUAUUUUGUGUAUUAAGCAUUCCAUCCCUAUGUGAAGACAUCAGCAUAUAUAAAUAAUAGCUAAUUUGCUGAGUGCUUAGUAUGUGCCAAGUACGUACUACUGUGUUUCCCUCACAUUAAUGUAGUUAGUAAUUAUGAACUAGGUGCUAUUAUCCCCAUCUUCCUGAUGAGGAAACUGAGGUUCAGGGAUGAAGUAAUAAAAUUGCCCUGGUUCACCCAACCAGUAAGUGCCAAGUGCUGGACUUCUGUAUCCCACAUCCUGUAUCACUAUUCACUACUCCUAAUGUCCUCUUCUAGGGAAUUUUACCAGGAACACUUAUGGGUGAUGAAGUCUCUUGAUUGAAGAGACAGAGGUUUUGUUAGAUGUCUAAAUCUCAAAUAGGAAGUAGAAUUGAUGGUCAACAGGUAAGGGCAAGCUCUUUUUCUUUUCCCACCCUGGAGAACCUUUAGGCAAAGAGGUCUGAAUGGCCACCAAGCAGAUGUGGCUUUCUCUCCAUUUGGGAAAUGUGUUUCUAAACCAAUUUUGCCUUUUCUGGCUCUCCUGACUUCUAUCCUCAGUGUUGAGCUUGGAUUUAACCUUCAUGCUUUAACUGAAUUCUAACCAAGGCAUUUUAGAGAGACUGUUAGUCUUAACUAACCAACGGUAAAUUCCCAGGGAUACGUUUAUUAGAAUCUUUGUGACCACAAGGAAGAGAGUCCUAGGUGACUUGUGUGGUGGAGUUGUGAUGCCAGGAGGCCUGAAUGUGCAGGCAUGACACGGGAAGUUGCCUCAUCAGACGUUGUUACCAUAUCUGGACUCUACAACCAACUUCACAGAGCUCCAGGUACAGUGACCUGAGUGACAAAUGACCACCUUCUUCAUUCACCUAGCAGUUUGCAUCUGAAAAUACAGGUUCUGAGUGGGACAUUUUCACAUCACUUGGCCUGAAUGCCUCCUAUAGACAUCCCAGCUCAGGCAGGCCUAACUAAAUAGCAGGAUAUUCGGUCUGUCACUGGGCAGGAAAUCCUGAUGUGUAGGGGAUUAAUUGAGCAACUCAACAAAGAAACAUUCUUUUCCUUUCUGCUCCAUCCACCCUAUUGGCUUCAUUGGGCUGCUUGAAAGAAUGGCCUUGGCAAUUGUAGGCACAAUAUCAAGAUAUUAGAACUUGCCAGAGGAAGAAGAAAAACCUUAUGGUUCAAGGAAAGUUCCGGAAGACCUUUCAUCAUAACUCAUUGCUUAGCCGUGGGUCAUAUGCCCGUGUCUGAGCCAGCCCCUGGCAUGUGGAGGAAGAUUCUCCUCAGGCCAGUAGUGAGGAGCCAAUGCUGGUGGUGGGACAAACAUGGAGUCCACUACUGUCCCACUGGGCAGAGGUGAGGGAGGCCUGCCUGGGCGCAAGUAAGCAUUGGCCAGGUCAGGAGUCCUGCAGAUCUAUGCUAGUGAUGUUUCAGGAGGGGCCACUUUGCUCGGAAUGUGAACUGGGCCUUUGAUGGACUCAACCUUGAGUUGAGAUACAUAAUGAAAGAGGCCAUCUAAAUGCCGGGAAGGUAAGGUUCUGCCUUUGAUUUAGCUCCUUCGGAGCACCUCCUCUUUUCACAGGGGGAUAAAUCUCUCCUGGCCUUGAUCAACACUACAGGAGUUCACUCACUGUACUGACUGCUUCUCUAAUUGUUUUUAACUUGCCAAGAGCUCACACUACAGCUUGGGCCUGCCUUGGCUUGUCAGGAAGGAUUGUGCUCUGCCGUCUCUUGGGUGAUUCUGGAGAGGAGCUGAUCAUUUGUCCACUAUCUUGUCCCCAUAGUGAUAGUUCUCAUUAGCGUGUGAUGGUCAGGCCUUUCCCCUCCUGUCAUUUAGUAUAUGUAGUCUGUGUAAUGGGAUUUGAGUUUUAAACCUUAUGUGUCACCAUUGGCUGAAGAGUUUCACUGGCCCAGGGGAAGGUUUAUGAUAGUUUGUUUCUGAAGCAGGGUCUAGCCAGUGCAGGUGGAACAGCUAAGACAGCAGGAUCUCCAAUGACCUCAGAAUGGACUUAGUCUUGGUCUGCAUUGACAAGACUGGCAGAGAUGCCAUUUCUCAGAGAGCAGGGCUCUGUCCUGUAGCAGCCCCGCAGUCCCAGGAGGACUUUCACUCUGAGCUUCCUGUGUUAGCUGGGCCCUCUCCUUUGUACGUUAAACAACAUUGGCUUGUGCCACCUCUGUCCCUUUUUCCCAUAUCCAGUGCCAUCAAUCUGCAAGGGGUGUGUGUGUGUGUGUGUGUGUGUGUGU